Aspergillus fumigatus Af293 is the source of this 729-nucleotide messenger RNA. Its product is annotated as uracil phosphoribosyltransferase. NCBI's taxonomy places the organism in Eukaryota, Fungi, Ascomycota, Eurotiomycetes, Eurotiales, Aspergillaceae. The record is from RefSeq and is a predicted model, not a curated record.
AUGAAUGCUGCGCCUUCGCCCGCACAAGGUGUUGGCCCAAUUUAUAGACCUGAAGGCGAGAAACCCACAGCAACAGUGUCCAAAGACAUUUCUUAUGAGAAUGUCCAUGUGCUGCCACAAACUCCGCAACUAAUUGCGCUUCUGACUAUGAUAAGGGAUAAAAAUACAAGCCGUGCCGAUUUUAUUUUUUACUCCAACAGAAUUAUCCGACUCUUGGUGGAAGAGGGAUUAAAUCAUCUACCAGUUGUCGAGCGAUCCGUUACAACUCCUGUGGGUCGUGAAUACCUCGGGGUCAGAUUUGAAGGAAAGAUAUGUGGUGUCUCAAUAAUGAGGGCCGGAGAAGCAAUGGAACAGGGUCUUAGGGAUUGUUGUCGGUCGGUUCGAAUUGGGAAAAUUUUGAUUCAGAGAGACGAAGAAACCUGCAAGCCGAAACUCUUCUACGAAAAGCUCCCCCUUGAUAUCGCCAACCGCUGGGUGCUACUCCUUGAUCCGAUGUUUGCAACCGGAGGCUCUGCAACGCUUGCUGUUGAAACCCUGAAGGCGAAGGGUGUGCCCGAAGAUCGAAUACUAUUUCUCAACCUCAUUGCAAGUCCCUCUGGGGUCGCAGAUUUCGCAGAACGCUUUCCAAACCUUAGAGUAGUAACAGCGUUCAUUGACCAAGGCUUGAACGAAAAGAAAUACAUCAUCCCUGGUUUAGGUGAUUUUGGUGAUCGGUAUUAUACCAUGUAG